Molecule: messenger RNA, 1385 nt
Organism: Brassica oleracea var. oleracea
Lineage: Eukaryota; Viridiplantae; Streptophyta; Magnoliopsida; Brassicales; Brassicaceae
Product: serine protease SPPA, chloroplastic-like
Exons: 5
Coding region: 98-835 (245 amino acids)
Source: RefSeq, a predicted model, not a curated record
ACACGGUGAAGAAGCGACUACGUGGAAGAAACUAAACCUUCUUCAAUCUCUCUCUUUUCGUCUUCCACUGGGAAAAAUUGCAGGAGAGAGAGAGAAAAUGGCGAAGCUUCUAAUUCUCCAGGCGCCUCAAGUAGUCUUUAGCAGUAGUAGGUCACUGGUCUCCGUGACGACGGCUUUAUACAGAAGACCUCUCCUCCUGAACUCCAGUUUCACCUCUUCGGAUUCGCAUUCAUCAUCCCAUAUCGUUCCUCGUCUUCGUUCUCGGAGAUUCUCGGCUCGUGCCUUUGACGAUUCACCUGCUUCCUCGGCUGAAUUAGAGAAAGAUCAGCCACGGGAUGGAGCUUCCCCAGUGGUAAGAGAUGAGGAGUAUCCUACAGGAGAAAUGGUGUAUGAGGAUAGAAACGCAUGGGAGAGCUUUGUAGUCAAGUUCCGGAUGCUCUUUGCUUAUCCUUGGCAGCGUGUUCGCAAAGGAAGCGUCUUGACUAUGACUCUGCGUGGCCAGAUCUCUGAUCAGCUGAAGAGCCGUUUCACUUCAGGGCUUUCCCUGCCCCAAAUCUCUGAGAAUUUGGUGAAAGCUGCAUAUGAUCCUCGUAUCGCUGGAGUCUACCUUCACAUUGAGCCUUUGAGUUGUGGGUGGGGAAAGGUUGAAGAAAUUCGAAGGCAUAUAUUGGAUUUUAAGAAAUCAGGGAAAUUUAUUGUGGGGUAUAUCAACAUAUGUGGACUGAAGGAGUACUAUCUUGGCUGUUCAUGCAGCGAGCUCUAUGCUCCGCCUAGUGCCUAUUCCUUUCUAUAUGGUUUGACUGUUCAAGCUUCUUUUCUUGGAGGUUUAUCCUGAGAUAACACCAUUUGAAGGUCUAGCUUCUGGCGUUGCCAGCCUUGACCCGGCGUCUACCUGCAUGAAGUCAUGCUAUAUUUUACUCUGUUCAUAGCCUUGUUGAGAUUACAUUUAACACCGAUGCGACCCAAGGAAGGAAUGUCUGAUCAUGGUUACCCUAUCUGAUGAAGUCAUUGGCACAACUUAUUAUAAUGUUACCAAAAGAUAGACAGAACAUGGUGCUUGGUGAACUGUAUGGUCAAGUGGCUGAAUCAGACGAUGUGAUUCGCAAGCCUUCUUUAGUCUCUUUGCUAGAGUCACUGAACUACUUAUGUUCUAAUAAAUGGACGCAAGGCUCAGCUUCUGGACCAACGAUAAGACACUUCUAACCAGUUGGCUGCUCGGCUCUAGGAGUAAUCUCCUCAUAGUUUCGCAAACAUGUUGAAAUAGAGAAUAAAAAUGUUUUUUCUUGUAUUUUGUUAAAGCUUGUAUUUGUAUAACAAAAACAAACAGUAGUUAACCCGGUUAGAUAUAUGAUUUAUUUUAAUUAAUAUAUAUUUUGUUGUGUCCU